This is a messenger RNA of Crotalus tigris (Tiger rattlesnake), 2188 nucleotides long. RefSeq names its product cytochrome P450 2J2-like. Gene Ontology annotation, biological process: arachidonate metabolic process; xenobiotic metabolic process. The record is from RefSeq and is a predicted model, not a curated record. Lineage: Eukaryota; Metazoa; Chordata; Lepidosauria; Squamata; Viperidae. Gene Ontology annotation, molecular function: oxidoreductase activity, acting on paired donors, with incorporation or reduction of molecular oxygen, reduced flavin or flavoprotein as one donor, and incorporation of one atom of oxygen; iron ion binding; heme binding. The transcript is spliced from 10 exons. The coding region runs from base 278 to 1927 and encodes 549 amino acids. Gene Ontology annotation, cellular component: intracellular membrane-bounded organelle; cytoplasm.
UUCCUGCCUGAGCAGGGGGUUGGACUCAAUAACCUCCAAGGUGCCUUCCAACUUUAUUAUUAUUGUUGUUGUUGUUGUUGUUAUUAAACUUCCCAUGAGUUGACCUGAAAAAACAAGUUGUUUAAAGAACUGGCCACUGAAUCUCAUGAGUUAUUUUUGUGGCAUGUGAUCAGAGGCAACUUCAUUAACCUGAAUUAAUGUGAUAGUAUCUUCUUGACAAAGUUCCAGCACAAAUGAGGCAGAACAUCAGCAUCAUGUUGCUAUUUGUAUCUCAUCAAUGGAGUAUAUAAAACAGGAAGAAAAAAAAGCAUCAGACAAAAGGAUACAACCACCUUCAGAUCCACAAGUGAGGAUCAAAGAAACAAAAACCAGAAAAAUGAUGGCUGUAGGGACAAUUUUGUUUGUUUUGCUGCUUGCUCUGCUGAUUCUCUUCUUCCUGAGACAACUUUGGAUCCAAAGACAUUUGCCUCCUGGUCCUUUGGCUCUACCUCUCAUUGGGACCUUGUGGGCUUAUGGGUUUUGGUUUCGUGAAGAUUAUUUUCGUAAGCCUGUAAAACGAUAUGGAAAUAUAUACACCAUGAGUGCUGGACCUCAGCUUCUAGUAGUGCUGUCUGGAUUCAAAACUGUGAAAGAAGUAAUGACCAGCUUCCCAGAGGAAUUCGCUGAUAGAUCAGAGGAUGCUUUCAUGAUCGCUGUGGGGAAAAAAAGGGGUAUUGCUUUCUCCAAUGGCCACGUCUGGAAAGAGCAGCGACACAUCGGCAUCACUUCUCUGAGGAAGCUGGGCCUGGGGAAGAAGAGCAUUGAGCAUCAGAUAGAAGACGCAGCUCAGACGUUGGUGGAAACAUUUAAAAAAACAAAAGGACAGCCAUUUGACCCUUCAAUUCCAGUAAUAAAUGCAGUUUGUAAUAUCAUAUGUGCUUUGAGUUUUGGUCAUCAGUUUGAACCUGAAGAUGAAAGCCUCCAGAAGCUAAUUCAAGCCCUUGAAAUUGUUGUGAAAUUCACUGGAAGCUUUUUUCAUACGAUGUUUGUUGUCUUCCCACGAUUAAUGAGCUACUUCCCAGGUCCUCACAAGAAGGCCCUGGUUGCUGUGGAUUUGGUUCUGUCAUUUGCAAAGCUGGAAAUAGAGAAACACAAAGAAUCCAGCUCUCUGCAUGAGCCACAAGAUUUCACUGAUCACUAUCUUCUUCAGAUGGAGAAGAGCAGGAAUGAUCCCAACUCUACCUACAAUGAAGAGAACCUGGCUCAGUGUAUUGUUGAUUUUUUUGGUGCUGGGACAGAGACAACCUUGGCUACUCUGAUGUGGGCACUGCUCCUCUUGACCAAUCAUCCUGACAUCCAAGUGUGGGUUUCAGUCUUCCUUACCUUGGCCACGUCUCUGAGCAUGGAGAACCUUGUACUUCAAGAUACUUCAGACAAAGUCCAGAAGGAGAUUGAAGAAGCCUUUAGUUCCUCGGCCUCAAUUUCCUAUCAGGAUCGGAAGAAGCUGCCCUACACCAAUGCCGUGAUUCAUGAAAUGCAGCGUUUAAAAUAUGUUUUUCUAGUUGGGUUUCCCAGGCAAAGUACAAAAGAUGUGACGAUGAAGGGUUACCACAUUCCAAAGAGGACCAUUAUUUUGCCAGACUUGCGUUCUGUUCUUCUUGACCCUGAACAAUGGGAGACACCUGACGAAUUCAACCCAAAUCACUUUUUAGAUAAGGAUGGAAAGUUCAUUGAACGAGAAGAGUUUCUGCCCUUCGGAAUAGGUGAACGCAUAUGUGUGGGAGAGCAGCUGGCGAGAAUUGAGAUCUUCAUCUUUCUGACCAAUCUGUUGAGGGCCUUCAGCUUCCGGUUGCCUGAAGGAGUGAAAGAACUCAAUGAAGCCCCUAUUGUAAAUGUGACAAUGCAUACACACCCUUACAAACUGUGUGCUAUUCCUACAAAGGCUUAAAAUUAAACCCCAUAAAAAGCAUUAAAUUAUUACAGAAUAGGUAUUCAGUGUGACAAAUGUUUCCUAUGUACCUAUUCAAUUAAUAUUGUGCUUUGCUUCUAUUUACUCAAUACUGAAACUUCUGUAACCUACUGCUGGGGUCACACAACAUACCUAACAAGGUCAACCAAUGACUAUGUUUGAAAAAUGUGCUAAGUAAGCUUAUCAUGUUUUAUCUUUCUUUCCUUUUGGGCGUCAAUAAAACAUAUUACUUUCCAUUUA